AGUAUUUCAUCCUUUCAACUUCCAUUCCCACCGACAUACUUCUUUCCAUCCUCCCAAACCAAACAUGGCAUUAAGUUUUUCUUACUUUUCUUUCUUCUAUAUACAUGCGAGAAUCUGAUUCUUUUAACAGCAGCUUAACCCUUUCUUUUUCUUUGAUUGCUUUCCCACAAAUACUCAUUAUUAAAAUUUAAUACCCUCCUUUAAAUUCAAAUAAUUAGGUUUCUUUAUAGCUUCAAUUCCUAUUAUAUAUAAAAUGUAGCAAAAACUAAAAAACCCCAUAACCUCUGCAUCUUAGCAGCGGCGUGUUUUUGUCAUGUAAUGCACAUCUUCACGAGGUCUUGCCAGGGUUUUCUUUUUCUUUGCCUUUUGAUUUCCAUCUUUUCAAAUAUUGCCGCUUUUUCCCUUUUAGCCUAUUAUUUUUAACUCUCUUCUAUAGUAAUAUUAUUAUCACCGACCUUUAUUAUCGUUGAGAGCUGUAAGUCUGUAAAAGCCUCUUUCUUUUGUCAAAAACUGUAAAUGGCUUCUUCUAUUAUAACACUUAGAUUUCACUUUUAAAGCCGUUUUUUUUUUCUUCUUUGUGUAAAGUUUCCUGUUUUCUCUCUAUUCUUAGGGAGAGUUGCAAAAAGAACCAAAAUAAUGGGCAGAGCUACGAGAUGGUUAAAGGGUUUAUUUGGGAUAAGGAACAACUCUAGUAGUAGUAAUAAGGACAAUUUUGAUCGGAAGGAUAAGAAUCGGUGCAGUUCAGGUAGAGACUCAAGUGGGUUAUGUCAUAAUCCAGCUACAAUACCACCAAAUAUAUCUCCAGCAGAAGCUGCUUGGCUGAGGUCAUUCUACAAUGAGACUGAGAAAGAACAGAGCAAACAUGCGAUAGCUGUGGCUGCAGCUACAGCAGCGGCAGCUGAUGCAGCAGUUGCUGCAGCUCAGGCUGCUGUAGCCGUUGUGAGACUCACUAGCAAUGGUAGAGGCACCAUGUUUGGGGGUGGACAAGAAAGAUGGGCUGCUAUAAAGAUUCAGACUGUUUUUAGAGGCUAUUUGGCAAGAAAAGCAUUGAGAGCAUUGAAAGGAUUGGUGAAGUUACAAGCACAUUUUAGAGGAUACUUGGUAAGAAAACAAGCAACUGCAACUCUCCAUAGCAUGCAAGCACUUAUUAGAGCACAAGCUACAGUUCGUUCCCAAAGAGCAAGAAACCUCAUCAAAACUGAAAACAGAUUCGAGAUUCGAGCACGAAAAUCCAUGGAGAGAUUUGAUGAAACAAGAAGUGAACAUACAGCUUCAGUUCACAGCAGAAGGCUAUCAAGUUCACUAGAUGCCACAUUUGUAAACCCAAUUGAUGAAAGUCCAAAAAUAGUGGAGGUUGAUACUGGAGGAUGUAGACCAAAAUCAAGAUCUCGAAGAACUAACACUUCAGUCUCAGAUUUUAGUGAUGACCCAUUUUACCAAACUCUUUCCUCUCCACUUCCAUCAAGAUUUCCUCCUCGUUUAUCGAUGCUCGAUACAAGGAAUUUUCAAGAUUCAGAUUGGGGUUUAACAGGCGAUGAAUGUAGGUUCUCUACUGCACAAAGCACCCCUCGCUUUGGGGGGUCUAAUAAUCCUCCUCUUACUCCUGCUAAGAGUGUUUGUGAAGAUAAUUUCUUCAGGCAGUAUGGAAAUUGCCCUAAUUAUAUGGCUAAUACUAAAUCUUUCAAAGCUAAAGUGAGGUCUUACAGUGCUCCAAAACAGAGGCCUGAUCCUGGGCCAAAAAAGAGACUCUCACUUAAUGAGUUGAUGGAAUCAAGGAAUAGUAUUAGUGGUGUUAGAAUGCAGAGAUCGUGUUCUCAAGUUCAAGAUGCUAUUAACUUCAAGAAUGCUGUUUUAGGCAAGCUUGAUAGAUGCACAGAUCAGUUUGCUAGAGAACCAGAAAGGAAUUACUUGCGGAGAAGGUGGUGAGAUCAAUCGUAUGUUUACAAGUAGUUGGUGUCUUUGGUUUUUUCUUGAAUGCCCAAGUUGAGGAAAAGAAUAGGGAUAAUUAAUAUUUAAUGGAAUAGAACAAGAUUGUGUGUAGAAUUAUAUGCCAAGAAUUGUUAGAAUUUUCUUACUGUAUGUGAUUCAAGGAUUGCUGUUCUCUAGUCAUGGAAUCAGCCCUUCAUCAAUGAAAAUCCAAUUGUAGAA
Molecule: messenger RNA, 2148 nt
Organism: Ricinus communis (castor bean)
Lineage: Eukaryota; Viridiplantae; Streptophyta; Magnoliopsida; Malpighiales; Euphorbiaceae
Product: protein IQ-domain 26
Exons: 3
Coding region: 637-1926 (429 amino acids)
Molecular function (GO): protein binding
Source: RefSeq, a predicted model, not a curated record